Molecule: messenger RNA, 351 nt
Organism: Blepharisma stoltei
Lineage: Eukaryota; Ciliophora; Heterotrichea; Heterotrichida; Blepharismidae
Source: the annotation of a GenBank genome assembly
AUGGCGUCUCGUAAAGUUCCAGAGGCAAACAUGCUGGUUUUGAUUAGUAAAUCGUCACGGGUAAAAAGCUCAAGGGCAAUUGUGUUGUGGCACUCUUCUUGACGCUCGAGUUUUGGCAUUUCUGGGGCAAAAAGAGGAGCGUUAUCGUCGUCUUCGUAUUUUGGCUCGAGUUUUGGAGGCUCUAAUUUGAUUGGGACGGGUUUUGUUUCGAGCUUUAUUUUAAUUUCUUGGCGAUUUUUUUCGAGGAUUUUUUCAACUUGGGCUGCUGUCAAAACACUGGUUUGGGUGCCUUUUCGUUUGAAUUCGAAAAAUUUUUGAAGUGCUGAGUUCUGGAGUGGGAACAUUAGUUAA